Molecule: messenger RNA, 7085 nt
Organism: Conger conger (European conger)
Lineage: Eukaryota; Metazoa; Chordata; Actinopteri; Anguilliformes; Congridae
Exons: 2
Coding region: 95-5626 (1843 amino acids)
Biological process (GO): protein import; protein targeting
Cellular component (GO): membrane
Molecular function (GO): ABC-type protein transporter activity; ATP binding
Source: RefSeq, a predicted model, not a curated record
UCUGACAAAAGCAGUUGCUGAAGAAGAAAGAACCAAGAAAAUCAGAAAUUCCCCUCUCGUUAAAUGGUGCUUCGAGAGUUUACUUGCCUGUGCAAUGCAAUUCCAAGCCUCUGCUGGGGCAAAAGAACUUCUGCAGACUGUGUUGAAUAUUGUAUCUCAGAAACUUUGGGCACCCAAAGAGAUCUUCAAACUCCUUGGAGCCUUAACUUCCCACCACCAUGAUGAAAACUUUAUUUCCAUCAUGAAGAUUUUACAUUUGAUGACAACAUAUCAAAUAUCUUCAGAGUGGAAAGAUGAGAACAACCAAUCUCUCCUUCAGCUCAUAGAUUCAACAGGAACCCAGGAUCUGAUUCUGAAUUUGGAAAAUAGUUGCAAAGCAGAGAAAAAUAAAAGUCUUGAUACUCUCUUUGAUGAAAUCAGGGCCAUGAAAGACCUUGAUGAAGAAACACUGGAGAAAUCAUACACUAUAGUAAAGCAUGUACAAGACCUGAUUAAAACUGGUGAAAUUAAGAACCACACAGAUGUACAGCGAGCUCGGAGUCUGAGCCACAGCAUGAAAACAGAAGACCUGCAGGAGGUCCUGGCUGUCUUGUGCAAUGCUGUAAACAAUACAAUAGCUGGGGGCUGGUGGUAUCCUAGAGAUACUCAAAUGACAAGCUGGUGCUUCUUAGCCUUGGCUGACAAUGGAAAGCUCUUGCAGAUGGGCACUGGAGAAGGGAAGUCUGUUGUGGUAGCUAUGUUUGCAACACUGCGUGCUCUCAGGGGUGAAAAAGUAGAUGUGAUCUCCAGCUCUCCUGUGUUAUGUCAAAGGGAUGCAGAGGAAUGUGCUGAUUUCUUCAGCUACUUUGGCCUCACGGUGGACACAAACACCAAUAAAACCAAAGAUGCAGAUCGAAAGAAAUGCUACGAGAAGGAUAUAAUCUAUGGAACUGUUGAGACAUAUGCUGCAGACCAUCUUCGCCAGACAUUUGAGAUGAAGGACGUGAGACCUGAUCGCAGGUAUGAGUGCAUCAUAAUCGAUGAAGUGGACUUGCUGCUUCUGGACCAGGGAAUACAGGUGACCUACCUGUCCAGCUCCAUGUCUGCCCUGCAGCACCUGAACAUUAUUCUGACCAUGAUCUGGGCCCAUGUAUACCAGUACCGCAUCCGGUCCGCAGGAUACCAGACACUCAUAUGUGGUCCCCCCGCUUCAUUCUACAAAGUUAUAUUUGACUCAAUGAAUACAGAGGACACUGAAAUCGAUGACCCUAUGGAUGUUUUGCAGAUUGCUGAAGAAUGCAACAUUGUUCAGAAAGGAUUUACGGAAGAGAUCUACAAAAGUGAUAAGGAUGGCAUAAUUACAAAACUGAAAACUGUGACUGUAGAAGCUCAGCUGAAUUUCUUCAAAGAAAUGGAGGACUAUGUCCCAUAUGGGUUCACUGUCUACAGUUUAGAUGGCAAUGGUUCUCUUAGCCUUAGAAAACAGAGUUUGAAAAAGCAAGUUAUUCAAAACCUGAAAUUUCUUGUUUUACAUGAAGGACUGUGUUGUCCUGUCUAUGAUUCAGAAGAUAUUCUAGUUGACCCGAUUGCAGAACUAAUCUGUGGUCAACUAAAUUACACUCCAUGUGAAAACAAUUCGAAAAAAAUCAACAUGCCUGGUUUCCUAAAAGAUCUAGUGGAGCAUAAAACGUCAACAUGGGUACAGAAUGCCUUUCUGGCCAUGAGACUGAAGAAAGGACAGGAAUAUGUUGUGGAAGAUGACCACAUCUAUCCUGUGGAUUUCAAAUCCACAGGUACUAUUGAACUGAAUAAGAAAUGGGGUGAAGGUCUGCAACAAUUUGUUGAGAUUAAACACCAAAUCAAAAUAAGCACAAUGACAGCAGUGACCAACUAUGUUUCCAAUAUUGCCUUUUUUGAAAAAUACAAUGGGAAAAUAUAUGGAUUGACGGGAACACUUGGCAGCAAAUCAGACAUGAUGUUUCUGAAUAACCAAUAUCCAAGUGUCUCUGCCUGCAAAAUGCCGUCAUUCAAAGGGAAAAAGUUAUUUGAAGUUAAAGGUAUACUCAAGGUCUCAACUGAAGACUGGAAAGCAGGAAUAAAACGUGUACUUAUGAAUGAAAUUACCUCAAAUUCCUACAGAGAAGGAAGAGCGGCCCUGGUGAUCUGUGAAACAAUCAAUAGAGUCCAUGAGCUCUAUGAAGAACUAAAAGACAGCAUUCCAGGUGAAAUCAUUCAAUACACACGCAGUGACGCAGACAGUUUGAAAAGUAUACGUACAAAACAGAAUCCUGGUGAUGUGGUGCUGGCCACAAACCUGGCAGGCCGUGGGACAAAUAUAAAAGUCAUCAAAGACGUGAACAAAAAUGGAGGAUUAUUUGUGAUCCUCUCCUUCCUUUCUGACAAUGAAAGAGUGGAACGCCAGGCCUUUGGGCGAACUGCACGCAAAGGUAACCCAGGAUCUGCUCAGAUAAUCAUGUCUACUGAUCAUCUAGAUGAGUGUUACAGGACAGUAGAUUCUAUGGAGGAAGCAAAGGACAUUCGAAAUAGUCUUGCAAUAGAGAAGAUACAAGAUAUGCAGAAUGACAUUGAUCAGAUGCAACUGCGAGAGGACCUAUUUGCAGAGUACUGCAAAACACUUAAAGAGAUUUACAGCUGCACAGACAAAGAUGAACAGAAGGCUAUUGUUUGCGUCUUGAAUGAGUUCUGGGGAAUUUGGCUACAAACGCACUCAAAAGAAAUUGAACAGCUGAAGAGAAAUGAACUGCAGAACAGCUUGAGAGCUGAUUUGGAAUUUGCAAAAAAGCAGGCAGAGUCUCAGAAUUCCCCCUCGUCUAGUAUUUAUCACUACAUCAAGUUUGGGAAUGUUGCACUGAAGGACAAAAACUGGAAUGUCAGUGCCAGGCUCUUUGAAAAAGCUACAAAAACAGAUGCAAGUUGGGCAGCCAUAGCAUUCUACAACCGUUCAUACUGCAUUAUAAAGAUGCAAUCAGGAGAUUAUCUCACUCAAGCCAAAGAUAAUCUGAAGAAGGCACAGGAUUCCUUGAAGUACUUAAGUGAGGAAUGCAUGACAGGCCUGAACUUUAUAAAAAUGGCCAUUCCCAAAUCUGCAAAGGGUACCACCACCACUCUUGAAAAACAGUAUUCCACCAAGUGCAACAUGCUCAAUUACCUUGAUAAAAAUAUGAAGGAUGCCAUGAAGAAACUGGAUGAAAUUAAGGGAAAGGGGAGGGAUGCUCUUGCAAAAAAAGCUCCGGUCUUCACCCUGGUGUCAGAUGAUCAAGAAGAGCUCCAAAUGGAAACCUUCAAUCUCUAUGAUCGGGGUCUGAAAUACAUCUUUUCUGUGGAAGAGGAGCCUCGUUUCCCAUGGGAAGCACUGGUGGUGUUCUUUCUCGGACUUGCACAGAUUAUCGGAGGGGCAUUGCUCACUGCAUUUACAUUUGGUACACUAGCCAAUGUUGGUAUGGGACUCAUCACUGAAGGAAUCUCAGACUGCAUCACUGGCAUAGAGUCAAUGAUAACUGGUGAAUUCAGCUGGCAAUCAUGGGCAAUAGAUAAAGCCAUUUCUAUUGGUGUCUCUCUCAUUGGGUUUGGAAUUGGAAAGCUGGUUGCAAAGGGCUUCAAAGUUGUUAAAACGGCAAUGAAAGGAUUCAGCAAGCUUAAGAAUAUGCCAAAGUUCUUUGGCAGUCAGGUUAAAGAGGGCUUUAGUAUGACUAUGAAGGCCAAUAUGAAGAAUUCAGUAAAACUAACUGCUAAAAAAAUUGUGGAGGAAACAGUUGCCUAUGGAAUUGAGAAGGCAGAGAAUGAAAUGAUUAACAAAAUAGUAGAGGAGAUAGAAAAGGCAGUGGCGAGGGGAUUACUCAAUGAAGUGCAGUCCAAUAUGGAAAAAGAUCCCCUUUUAUCAUCAACAAAUUCCAUUGUACUUUCUCACGCUGAGAAUACGACUGAAUUUAAUGAACUCAUGAAGGACCAUAUAAUGAAGUCUCAAUUGCUGUCCAUUUUCACAGAGAUAAGCACCGGAGCACUGGAGCCUUACUCUGCAGACCUCAGCUGGCAAAACCAGCUCAGCUCCUCCAUCUUCAAUGUGGUGGAUGCUGUAAAGGAUGAUGCUAAAGGGAAAACAAAAAUGAUUCUGAAUGCUAUCAAAGCCGCUCAUAUGGCAGCACUGGCAUCAGACGCUGUCGCUUCAGUGAUCAAACUCGCAAGCACAUAUUUUGAAGGUCUGGAUAAAGGGCUGGAACAGUUUCUGAAGAAAAAAAAUGUCCAAAAGGCAGUGAAACAAAGCGACCUGUCAGAUUCAGACAACGAAAUACUGAAAAACUUCAGGCAAGAAAUCGCCAAAAGUGUCAGCGAUUUACUGGCAUCUACUUUAGUUCAAGUGUUUCACCAGAAGUUCUCCAGUCACCUUGUUUCUUUGGCUCAAAGCAAAAUAAAUGAUGCCAUUGGGGAACAUGUGAGCUCAGGGUUAAAAACUGAGGAUUCUGAGAAUCAGAUUUCAGAUGCACAGGACAGUCUAUAUGAAAAACACAUGCCAAAAGAUGAAAAGACAAAGGACCAUGCUGAAAAGGUCAAGAAUUCAGAGACGACUGGUAGCAAUGUUGAUAUCAAUGUCCUGUCAGAAGUCACUGGCACAAAGGUUGUGAUCUUAACAGAAGGUAAAGAUGGAAAACUUACCAAACUGCAGGAGAUGAGCCCCAACAAUGACGAUGCCAGUGAGACUGUGACACUGGUCUACAGGCCCAAGAGUGAUGAACACCCAGAUGGACAUUAUGACGUGCUCAUCAAUGACCAGACAGUGAGUGUAGAGAAAGGUGACUUAUAUUCUGCUAUGGCACAUGGAAUGAAACCAGGCGCAAGUAAGGAAGAGAUUUCAGAUGCAGCAGAUGACCUGCGAGCUAAGGAGGCCGAGGCUCUUGAGGAAAAGCCCGCACUCUGGCAGUCCUUUAUCCAGCGUGAAGAGUGGAUUGAAGAACUAAUAGUAGGGUCCUGGGGAUUAGCACAGGGAGUUUCUUCAUCAGAAGAAAGCGCGACUCUCAAAGACAAAAUUAUGAAUAUUGUGCAGCAAGAGAGUCAGUCUGCUGCAGACAGCAAAUUGUGGUUAGCUAAGGCAAAAAGUAUAGAAAUAACCGGAAUAAUUAUCAAUGGAGAUAAUCAACCACCAAAGAACACUGUAAUGACAGCUGAACAUUUUCAAUUAAACAGCAAGCUAACUAAUGCAAUGUUUGAGGUAGCUACAGACUUUUCUAUGCAUGCCACAUGCAAGCUUCCAGUUGUUUAUGCGCCAUAUGAGCGAUAUAAUAAGUUCCCAACUGUGCAAUCUGCAAAUCUCAGUAAGUUAUUGGCUGAAACCAUGAGCAGGGAUGACGUUGAGGGCACCUUCAAACUAACCAUCCUUGGUUCGAUGCCAACAUUUAUGCUGCUGAAGAAAUAUUUACAGAACGAAGAAAUGAGUGUGACCAGAUUGGACUCUUUUGAACAAAGUUUUCCAAAGCACGCUACAGAAUUGGUAAACACGUGGUUCAAACUCCUGAAGUCCAAAACAGAUAUCAUAAAACCACACAAUAAACAAAGACUUGAACACUGGAUCAACACUAAAAGAUACCUUGAUCCAAAUGAUCCCUUCAGGAAACUACUCACCAGUUCCAUGUAAAAAAGCUGUAGCCACUCAUGAGCAGGGGACUGGCCAGAGGAUGUUAAAGGCCAGAUAAACUGCAGAUGAGUGGCUCUACAGGAAGAGGUUCCCCCUCCCUUCCCUCCUUUUGUUGACCCGCCUUCAUCUGACCAGCUGCGAUAUGUAAUGUUUCAAAAUGGCAACUAUACAGCUGGGGGCUCUUGUUUAUAUGAUCAGCUGUGACUGUGUUAAGGCUUUAAUGAGCUAUGAUUUAACAACCCCAAGAAACUCACAAAAAGUUGUAAUGCACUCAUCACAUGGGUGUUUUGUGGAAAGGGGAUCGGAGGCAUAGCUCAUGAAUGCUCUAUUCUUGUAUGUAAUGAAAUGCUAGCCAGUAUGUGGUUGCAGGUUUCUUCAUGUGCGUCAAUGUUGAAAAUAAUGAAUAAUUAGCAUUACAAUUAAAAUGAAACAACUGAAGAAAUACAACUUUAUAAAUGGGCCAGCAAUCAUUAUAAAAAUGGCUAGCUGAAAUGAGCAUGUCUCUUACAGUUGCGCCCGAUUAGUUAAUUGUGAAUAACUACCAUACUAGCACUGGCUAGCAAGCAAAAAAUUGUUUUAAUUGCUCAUGACUAUUAAAACAUAAUACUCCUACCAGUUAGCUUGCUAUCUGGUAGUAUCUGCUAUCUGCUAGUAUGAUAAUUCAUGACAUUAACAAAAUUUGAGUUUCACUCAAUUUUACAUUAACAAUCAUACUUUACUAACUUAGCUUGGCUUACAUUACAGGUUAAUGCUCAAAUGUCAAAUGUGUAACUCAUUUAAUGCUAAUUAACAGAUAAAACAUUUAAUUAUCAGACAUACAAGCUACUUAGUGUUAGAAUUAAAUAUGUGGCUUGAUCAUUAGCCAUUUAGGCAAAACUAACAAGGCAAUUACUGCACUCUGUGCUAAAUUGUGUGUUAUUCCACAGAGCAAAUCAAACAUAUUCUCAUGAUUUAACAGACACACAACUUCCCUGAAAAUGCACAGGCUAGCUAGCAUAUACCUUUUUCAAAAGAACAGGCAAGAAGUUUUCAUGAGCCAUGCAUCUUGACCCUAUGUCCAAUCAGAAGCAAGAGCGACUAAAACUGCCCUGCCCGCAGAACAGCCUUCAUCCAUGCAGCUCCGCCCCCAAGCUGCCCCUGACUCCGCGUGAGCUGUCAAUCUGGCAGAGUCCGCCUACUUAAUAAUAGAUAUAAUCAAAACUUUCUUUUUCUUAUUCUGAUACAUUUAUAUUAGGGAUGCUUUUAUUUCUGGGUGAAUUAAAUAUGCAUGUUUUAUAAUGUAGUAAAAUCUGUUUAAUGUAGUUGCUUGUAACUUGCAAGAUGGCCUCUCCUAGAGAUGAAUCAUAUAAAGGCAGCCGUAGAAUCUUACUGUAGAAUUACAUGUGAAAGUGAUGCAUUUCUUUUAUGUUGUUCUUUCUUCGCAUUGAUUCAUUAGCAAAAUAAACUUCAUCCAAACUUU